CACGAAACACCAACAACAACUGCGUUCACGCGCAGAUCAGCUGAUAGCUGUCAAAACAUCCUCGCGUAGUUGACGGCUGCUGUCAGUGAGAGAUAGCAUCUUUACAGGAUAGCGAUGUAGCCCGUUGUUUGAAUGAAUUGUCUUCUAUUAACAUGAGUAACGUUUCCAAUAGCUUUGAAACAAGACAGUUAAUCAGUGAUUAUUUCACAAGUGGUCCUAAUCUCAGAGACAGUGACAGUGAGGUAUCUGGAUCGAGUGAUGAAUCAAGUGACAGGAAUUACGAUAGAGAUCCUGCUCCUCGAAAAACGGCUCGUCUUGUUUUUGCGCCCGAAACCGGAGAGAUGGACAGUGAUGAAGACGAUGACUUGUCAGAGUCACAUCCAACUCUCGAAAAUCUGGCCGAUAAAAUCAUUCCUCCUGGCCAUGGUGAUGCUGGCCCUUCUGUAGUAGAUUGUCAUUGCUGCUGCAAGCUUAAUGAAGGAAAGCCUUGCCAUACCAGAUUUCCCAAAGAGGAGAGUUCCUUGAUGUCCGUCUGCAGUACCUCAACCUGUCUCGUGAAGAGCUUGACAUUGCCAUUCUCUCCAAGCUUUCUUGUGGAAUGCAUCUCUCUGACACAAUAUCAAGGUCCAGGAAGAGAGAGCAGACACAGCGUUUAGCCCACCGUACUGAUUAUUACUAUCAUGGGCAUAGGAUCUGCCGUGAUGUUUUCAAAUAUCUCCAUGGGGUUGGGCAGGACAAAUUGAAUGCAUUAAUGAAGCAUUGCAAGGCUGCUGGGGUGGAAGCAAGGGUCCACAAGCUGAAUAAGAGGCUUCCUGCAAAUGCAUUAAAAUUGCAGGACACAAGAGCCAUUGUGGAUUUCAUCCUCAACUAUGCAGAGGCGAAUGCGAUCAUUCUUCCAGGCUGCACACCAAGGCAUUGGAAGGCAGAUGUAAAACUGCUGCCAACCAACUGCAGCAAGAGGACGGUCUGUGAGCAGUACUGCGCAGCAGUGGAGAAUGCUGGCAUGCAAAUGGUAACCCUGAGAACCUUUCGUCGAAUAUGGCAGCAGUUAGUACCCUUUGUGUCGACCAUGCGCCCUGCCACUGACCUGUGCUGGUACUGUCAGUCAGGGAAAGGUGCCAACUGUGUAGUGUCACUCCUUCACUACUUCUUUGAGCACUAUGGCAUGGGUGAAGAAGAUGUCCAUUUACAUGCAGAUAACUGCAGUGGACAAAACAAAAACUCCACAAUGAUGUGGUACUUGAUGUGGAGGGUGCUAACAGGGCGUCACAAGAACAUCACCUUCUCCUUCCUGCUAGCUGGACACACAAAAUUUAGUUGUGACUGGUGCUUUGCUCUUGUGAAACGCUUGUUCAGAAGGACAAGGGUAGACUGUCUAAAUGACAUUGUCAAGGUGGUCGAGGAAUCCUCCCAUGUCAACAUUGCUCAAGUCUGCGGCAAGGAAAAUGGAGAGGUCAUUGUGCCAACAUAUGACUGGACGAGCUUCCUCAGCACAUACUUCAGGAAAGUUGGAGGAAUAAAGAAAAACCACCACUUUCACUUUCGUGAGGGGUCAGGCAUAAUUGAAAUAAAAGAGUUCUGUGACAGUGGUGCAACCCAGCAAGAUCUUCUGAGAGGAGGAGUGCCCCUGCCAAGCAAAAUGCCAGACCAGAUCCUACCAAAAGACUCGAUGCGAAGCGGCAGUGGUACCUCUAUGAAGAAAUAA
Molecule: messenger RNA, 1705 nt
Organism: Anguilla anguilla (European eel)
Lineage: Eukaryota; Metazoa; Chordata; Actinopteri; Anguilliformes; Anguillidae
Exons: 2
Coding region: 599-1705 (368 amino acids)
Source: RefSeq, a predicted model, not a curated record